Osmia bicornis bicornis is the source of this 2188-nucleotide messenger RNA. It is a transcript of the gene Orc4, whose product is annotated as origin recognition complex subunit 4. Gene Ontology annotation, molecular function: ATP binding; DNA replication origin binding; ATP hydrolysis activity. The record is from RefSeq and is a predicted model, not a curated record. Gene Ontology annotation, cellular component: nucleus; nuclear origin of replication recognition complex. Gene Ontology annotation, biological process: DNA replication initiation; DNA replication. NCBI's taxonomy places the organism in Eukaryota, Metazoa, Arthropoda, Insecta, Hymenoptera, Megachilidae. The coding region runs from base 5 to 1360 and encodes 451 amino acids. The transcript is spliced from 5 exons.
CAGUAUGAAUAAAAAAAAAAGUAUGGCAAUUGAUUUUCAAGAUAAUAUGAUUCUGUUAACGAGAAAAUAUUUGAAACGUAAAAUUAUGUGUCCUGAAACAAAAUUUAGGCAUCAUGUUAAAGAACGCUUGCACAUAUUAGAACUAUUAAAGCGUACAGUAGAUACAGGUGAAAGUAAUUCUGCUCUGUUGAUUGGACCUAGAGGUAGUGGAAAAACAACACUGAUAAACAGUGUUUUAAAAGAAUUGUCUUCUAUUAAAAGUUUCAAAGAAAAUGCAUUGAUAGUGAAUCUUAAUGGUUUGGUUCAUACCGAUGAUCGUUUGGCAUUGAAAGAUGCCACUCGUCAAAUGCAAUUAGAAAAUGUAGUUGGGGACAAAGUUUUUGGUACCUUUGCUGAGAACCUAAGUUUCCUACUUGAUUGUUUAAAAUCAGGGGAUAAGAAACAUUCGAAACCAGUUAUUUUUAUAUUGGAUGAGUUUGAUCUGUUUUGUGAACAUCACAACCAAACUUUGUUAUACAAUCUCUUUGAUAUUGCUCAGUCUGCACAAGCACCGAUAUGUGUGAUAGGAAUGACUUGUAGAUUGGAUGUUAUAGAGCUUUUAGAAAAGAGGGUAAAAUCAAGAUUUUCUCAUAGACAGAUAUUUUUAUUUCCUGGUGAUACAUCAUCCUCAGAGCAACCAACGUCUGGCUUUGAUAGUCGUUUAGAGCUAUUUCAACACCUUCUCAGUCUUCCUGAUGAUGAAAAUGUAAAUAGGAUAGAACAGCAAUACGAUGAUUGUACAAUAGAUCCACAGUUUGGAUCAAUGUGGAAUGAGUAUAUAAAAAGUUUAGUUAAUAAUGCUACUAUGGUGAACUUGUUAAAGAGAUUGUAUCAGAUAGAUAUAAGCGAGAGAGGCUUUAGAAAUUUUUUGGCAGUUGUGGUUUCCACAUUGUCAGAAAAACAUCAGAGAUUAGAAGUGAAUGAUUUUGUAGAAGCAAGUAAAAUGUUUUCUCAGGAUGACAAAGUACUAAUGCUCGAGGGAUUGUCUGUUGUAGAGAUGUGUUUAAUAAUAGCAAUGAAACACGAAACAGAGAUUUAUGAUGGGGAGCCAUUUAAUUUUGAAGCAAUUUAUAACAGAUACAUUAAAUUUGUUAAUCAGAAUUCUUUUAUGCAGAGCGUUCAGAAGCCUGUUAUUAUGAAAGCUUUUGAACACAUUAAGAAUUUAGAAUUCUUACUGCCAGUGGGUGGCAUGAAUUCCAAAGUUGAAAAAGAGUAUCAGUAUUAUAAAUUUGUACUCACACCAGAACAGAUUAUGGAAGCUGUGAAAAAUUAUCCUGGAUUGCCAACAGAAGUUUCUCAAUGGGCUUUAUCUAGCGUGUAAUGACGAUGAUUAUCAAAGUUGUAGAUACUAACAAAUUUUGCGUUCGUAAUGCAUCAGUCUUCUAUAAUUUUAGAAUAUCCAUUUUGCUACAACUAAUUAUUAGAGGAAUAGGAUGUUUAUUUACAUGCGUUAUAUAUUUUUUUUCGAGCGUAAAUGUGUGUUCAUUUCAAGAGUAUAUGCUUCUACAUAUACUAAGAUUAUACGUAUAAGCAAAUUUAGUAGUUAAAAAAUGAUGAAGUAUUUCUUUAAAAACUGCAUUUAGGUAUGACAGUUUUACAAAGAAUCGUUGUUUGCAUUUACUACUACACGUGACAGUUAUCAUGAAUUUGUAAAUAGAUUUUUGAUGUUUAAGAACAUUGAAUAAGGUAGAUGAAAUUGUUAUUUUGUGAAUAUCCGUUACUACAGUCUUCGAUUCCUGCCUAUAAUAGCAUAGCAAAACGUCCGAUAUUACGUCCUUAAUAAGUAAUAAAGACAACAAAUAACUUUUCAUAACAAUAUUUUAUUUAAAAUUAACUAUGAUAGAAGUAAGCUCUGUAUAUGUGCCAUGCUACUUAUCGAGCCAUUCAAGGUAUAGAUAUAUUACGUAUAUGUACUGUAUCUGUGAUUUUUCAACAGGAUUAUUUCCUUAUACAUUAGCGUGCAUAAUUUUCAUAUAUGUAACUCUAUAUAAGAUUUUGAUUAUUUAUUACAGAAUGUGUGUAUAGUGUACGUCUCACAGUAACGUGUGAAAACUGAAAACGAGUUAGAACGUGUAUGUAUGUGAAUACAUUUAUACGUUUCUAAUAAAUUAACAUUCGAUAAAUUGUUAAAAAGCAUUGACAAAUAUUA